This is a messenger RNA of Xenopus laevis (African clawed frog), 1170 nucleotides long. RefSeq names its product mesoderm posterior homolog B S homeolog (gene mespb.S). Gene Ontology annotation, molecular function: sequence-specific double-stranded DNA binding; protein dimerization activity; DNA-binding transcription factor activity. Gene Ontology annotation, cellular component: nucleus. The record is from RefSeq and is marked provisional. NCBI's taxonomy places the organism in Eukaryota, Metazoa, Chordata, Amphibia, Anura, Pipidae. Gene Ontology annotation, biological process: somite rostral/caudal axis specification; mesoderm formation; regulation of transcription by RNA polymerase II.
GCAAACUAGGAAUAAACAAGACAUGGAUGGUUUCUCAGUGGCUCAUCACCAUCAGGACUGUGCCACUCUGUACCCAUGUGGCUACCCAAGUUCUGAAGGAUACAGUAGCCUUUCUCCAGCUUCUUCAUCUGACUCCAGUGGACAGUCUCCUCCAUACAUGCCAUAUAUUGCUACUCAAGAAAUAUUUGGGAAUAUUCCUGCAGCUUAUGCACAGACAACUUGCCAAAGAAGCGGUUUAAGACAUGUUCAAGAAAAAAGGGGCAAGAAGAACACAGGCAAGCUGCCAUAUAGUCAGCGGCAAAGUGCAAGCGAGAGAGAGAAACUUAGAAUGAGAAACCUCUCCAAAGCUCUCCAGAACCUCAGAAGAUACCUGCCUCCUUCAGUGGCCCCUAUAGACAAGACUUUAACAAAAAUUGAAACUCUUCAGCUGACUAUAAGCUACAUUUCUCAUUUGUCUGCACAGCUGGGGCUUACUGAGGAAAUAUUGACACAAAGAAGACUAGCUGAAAUCCAGAGGACUAACAUAUGCCCCAGUGGCCUUAGCAACUGCAUGGAUUCAACUCAUAGACUUUGCACAAGACCUGAGGAAGAUCACUUCAACCCUAGUUCUGCUACAACUACAGUGUCAUUCUCGGAAACAAGAUGUUUUCCAGAACCUGGGUACCAGGGUAGAGAAGCAGUGUGCCAUCAGUCCAGUGAGACACCCCAGCUAUUAAUGCAGGGAAUGACCAACCCACAUUAUGCAGAUCCCAGCACAAUCAGUCAGCAGUAUGUCACCGGACUCGAACACAUGAUUCGCUGUGACAACUACUAUAACCUGGCAGAUAUAUGGAGAAGGGAACAGCUUCAGUCUCAGAUGGACCAAACAUUUUAAUAACCCAGUAAAUUUUAUUCAGUACGUGCUCUAUUGCCCCCAAGCCAUACAUUAUUCACAGGACAGUUCUGGACUCUCAUGGACUUAAAGGGGCAAAGUCUCUAAGAAAAGGGUGUGUUCUGGGCAGAAUUGGAAAAAGUAUGCAUGUACUUAUAAUAGCAAUUAUGAAUGCUUAUUUAUUUCUAAAUAUCUAUUUUCCUGUCUCGUUGGUGCUCCAUAUUGUAUGUUUCCAAUUGUAAAUAUUGUAUUAUACUACUACUAUAUUUAUUUAUUAAAGAUAUGUAUGUUUUUGUAAA